Molecule: messenger RNA, 540 nt
Organism: Plasmodium malariae
Lineage: Eukaryota; Apicomplexa; Aconoidasida; Haemosporida; Plasmodiidae
Product: conserved Plasmodium protein, unknown function
Exons: 1
Coding region: 1-540 (179 amino acids)
Source: RefSeq, a predicted model, not a curated record
AUGAAUAGGAAUACAAUAAUAUAUGAAGAAAAUGCUGAUGGAAAUGAAAAAAAAAAGAGAAAACUUUUCGAAGAUACGCCAAAUUUUGACUCCAACUUCUUUUCAAAUUACUUAACAGAAUAUAACGUUGAUCAUGUUAAUUUCAGUCGGGUAAGCAGCAACCAGAUCAGCAGUAAUCAAAUAAACUGCAAUCAGUCUAACAAUGUACUAGACAGUACUUAUCAGAACAGUAAAGAAACAAACUACUGCGACAAUUUUUAUCCUAAUGACAACUCAUUUAAUAUAUAUAAACAAAACAAGAAGGAUGACCCAUUAUUAGGCUUCAACAAUAACUGUAAUAAUAAUAUACAAUUUGACAAAAAUUUGCUAAUAAACAGUAUUGAUGUUCUUUUAAAUUUUAUGAAUUAUAACUACUUAAAUGAGACGAUAAAGCAUGAAGCUCUUCAUGAAAAUUUAUUGAAUUUGCGUUUCUAUAUUCUUAGCUUAAAUGAUGAUAAAUUUAUCCAAAAAAAAAUAACAGAAUAUUUCCUGAAAAUGUAA